GGAGGGUUGAGAAAGCAGAAGAGAAGAAAGCGUAGGGGAAAGGAGAGGCGGACAGAGACUGACAGAAAAAUAAAAAGUCUACCUCCACUAUAGCUAAAUAGAUACACACAGCAGAGACGAGCUAAAGAGGAGGAAACGAAAGGAGGGGGGAAAGAGAAGAGUGGAGAGUGUUUAUCGCAAUGCCAUGAGCACCAGAGUACUGAUGGGUAUGUGCAUUAUAGGUGUUCUAUUACAGACUGGUUCUCUGAAUGCAGUUUCUCUCUCUCUCUCUCUCUCUCUCUCUCUCUCUCUCUCUCUCUCUCUCUCUCUCACGCUAUUCAAUUAUUAUUCUCUGUGUCACGUUCUCUCUCUCUGCUGGUUGGUGGUAGUUGUGUACACUGAGUGGUAUAAUCAAUGAGAUGAUCACUGACUGACAGUAGCUCAGCAUUACCAUUCAGUGGCUGCAACAUGCGUUUCAGCGCUAGGACAUUAUGGUCAUGUGUGUGUAUGUAUCGAAUGAGUGUGUUUGUGUGUGUCUCUGUCUGUGUGUGUGUGUGCACGGGACAGAAGCGCCAGUCGUUGGUCUUGGAAUGCUGUGUUUGACUGCGUGUGGGAGGGGCAGGGUCCUUAGGGAGGAGAGUGAAGAAUUAGGUAAGGGGGGGAGAGAGAGAGAGAGAAAUAUACAUAUUGGGUUGCACAGCGUCACUAAGUACGUUUAUAUGAACACUUAUAAUUCAAUAUUAAACUGAUUAUGGCAGAACGCUGAGUAUGGCAUUAGUCAUGUAAACGCCUUACUCUGCUUAUCUUAAUGGGCGUUAGGUCAAAAUCGAAGUAAGCAUCCGGCGAUUAAAACAUCUGGUUUUCUGAGGAAUCUUUCAAAUUAUUAGGACAUGUAAACACCUUAAUUGGAGUUCCAGUGUUUGUAUUUGAUCUGCGUAUGUGCUAGCACCUCAGCACAAGCAUCCCUCUUAUGCGCGAGUGAAGUGAGUUUGGGAAAAACUGAAAGUAUGCAUCUGAACUGUAUGUGUCCCAACUCAAAUAGGCUUCCCCAAAAAGUCCCAUCAGGUAGCCUGAUUUCAGAUGUGUCCAUGGAAACAGGAUUAUUAUGGAAAUCGUUCUUCUUGCAAAGCAUGUAAACGUGAUCUGACUAUUCACAAUAAUUGUAUUGUGUGCAUGUAACCAUACUCAUUGGUCUGAUAAACCCAGUGACUGUGCCUGCCUUUAGUGUGUGUUGUGUUUGUGUGUUCCCUGCUUUGCUGCUUUUGAAAGACGGGGGCAAUGCCUUGUUUAAGAAACCAUCCUGGAACCCACACAUAAAAAAAUGCCCUCACAGGUUUUGUAGUGGAAGAAAAUAGUGUCAGGUACCAACUGGCUCAGCGCUAGUGUUCAUUUGACUGUGGAUAACACUCUGUGUGUGUGUGUGUGUACUCACAUAUGUGUGUGCUGCACCUAGUGUGGGUGUUAGCCACCGAGAUUAAGACAAAGUUCCAAGCAAACAUAUCUGGCUGUCUGGCAUGCUGUUGGGAAACUUGUAGAUAAAUAAUCGGCCAAUCGCGACUAUUUAUUCAGAUUUAAUGGGUAGGAAGCAGUGCGAUUGGAGGCCUUCCUGUAGCAGUGAGUUCUGGGGUGGUUGGCCAGGCCGAGGUCUCUCCACCGCCAUGCCACGGUUCAAUGCAGUCUUUGUGAGAGGAGUGCUAGACUUCAUGUUUGACUUAUCAAGGCCAGAUGGACAGUACUGUGAAGGGGCUCUCUGUGUGCUGAUAAGGAUGCAGAGUGUGUGUGUGUGUGUGUGUGUGUGCACAGAAUGUGAUGGCUGUUUUUAUUUUAUUUAUUAUCUACUUGGGUCCUUUAGUCUUUUCAUUAUUCAAUAUGCAUGGACUAACUCUCUCGUUCUCUCUCUCUUGUUCUCUCUCUCUCAUCUCGUUCUCUUUGUCUGUCUCCCCCACCUUCCUCUCUCUCUAGUGGACAUUAACUCUGCACUGCCCCUACGUCUGCCCCCGACUGCCAUCCCCAUGGACCUACGCAUCGACCAGCACCAACACCAGCAGCAGCAUCACCAGCAGCAGCAGCUGUCCAUGUCUCCGUCUGCAGCCCAGGCGUCUGCAGCCCAGGGUAGAGAGCAGCAGCUGCAGCAGGAACUCCUGUCCCUGAAACAGAAACAACAGAUCCAGAGACAGCACCUUAUCGCUGAGUUCCAGAGGCAACAUGAGCAGCUCAACCGCCAACAUGAAGCCCAGCUACAGGAACAUGUUAAGGUGGAGAGGGGGAGGGGGGAGGGAGGCGGGGGAUUGUAAGGCUCAGCUCCAGAAGCAUGUCAAGAAAGACGGUUAUUUCCCUUUCAUACAUGUCUAAACUAGAUCUCUCUCAGUGCAGCAGAAGCCUUUCAGCCCUAUGAUAUUAGCCCUGCUCUUGGGUCAGUGUUUGGGGCUGUAAGUGACCUAGAGUCUGUAGAUUGAAGGGCUGAGGGCUGGUCCCAGUACAGUGCUAACAGCACAAGGGCUCCUUUGGCCUGCGGUGGGGCUGGAAGACCACUCAGGUAGCAGAGAGUGACGCAAAGCCCAGGCAGGGAGACCAAGGCUCAAUCACCCCCAUUCAGAGCCUGUACACACACACACACACACACACACACACACACACACACAGAGAGAGAGAACUGCAGCACACACACAUCUCUGCCUGUCACCAAUCACCAAGACAUGUCAAAGAGUGGGAAAGAAAGGUGUAUUGGAAGAGAAAGAAAUUGAUUAUACUUGUUCUCCCUGUAUACCUCUAUGUAACUCUUUAGGUUAAGGUGUCUCCCCAUAAAUGCACCAAAGGCUGCAUUCCAAACUUAAAACACUCCCUUCCAUCUGCCCUUGUCUAUUGAAAGGGGGAAAGUUUCCCCAGUUUGGAACCUAGCCAACACCAUACCGUGCCUGCCUGCUGCCCUUCUCUCACGCACCUCCUCACCUCCCAUAUGAAUCUAUCCAUCAGCACGACUCUUAUUCCAGUCACUUUUCCUUGACGGUAAACACGGGUGCAUGUCCUCGCUAGCAGGCGGUUAUUUAAAGCACACAAAACCAUCCAAGGCAAUAACAAACAUACAGGCCAAAUUACGUCCAGUCAAAUUAAUCAAAUAUUGGAGUUGGGCGCUCUACUAAGGAGAGAGGCUGGGGUUGGCUGGAUGUGUGUGUGUGUGUGUCGAUCUAAUGGAUCAGUGGAUAGAAACAGCAGUUUAGAGGGUCCAUGGUACGUACAGAGAGGACAGGUUAUUCACGGAUUGACUGGACUGGUCUGGUUCCUGUAAACAUGCCGGGAACACUUGCAUGGAUUAAUACCUAGGACGGUGCUUGGGCUUGGGCUUGGGCUGAAUGGAUGGGUUGUGAUAACGUGAGGUGGCCAAGCUAGCAUGUUCACUUGGGUCUUGGGUGAACGUGUCCGGAGGGGAAUGGGGUAAUAGCUGCGUGAGGCAAGACCUGCAGGGCAAGGAGAGAAAGAGGAAUCGAAAUAACUAUUGGCUCCUGGCCCCUGAACCAACAGCAGGAUGUUGUACCAACGUUGUAUUAACAUUAUAACACCGUUGCUGUAACUUAAUGUUGUGUUAUCCCCACAGCACCAACAUUAACUCCUGGCCCUGAAGCAUCAGCAGGACGUUGUAGUAACAUUAUGUUGUGUUAUCCCCCAGCACCAGCAGGAGCUCUUGGCCCAGGAUGUUGUAUUAACAUUGUGUUCCCCCCCAUGCAGCACCAGCAGGAGCUCCUGGCCCUGAAACAUCAGCAGGAGCUGUUGGAGCACCAGAGGAAGAUGGAGAACCACCGUCUGGAGCAAGAGCUGGAGAAACAACAGAGAGAACAGAAACUACUGCUGCUCAAGAACAAGGAGAGAGGACAGGAGAGUAAGCAGCGAUAACACUACAUUAUAAUAUUAGAACUAGUAUAACUAAAAUGGGGCGACUGUGUACAAAAAGUGCUGUAUUUUCUGAACGGUUCACCCGAUAUGGAUGAAAAUACCCUCAAAUUAAAGUUGGCAGUCUGCACUUUAACCUCCAUAGUCAUUGUCUGAUUUCAAAUCCAAACUUUUGAAGUAUUCAGCCAAAAGAAGAAAAAAUACUUCAAGGUCCCAAUAAUUACAGAGGGCACUGUAUAUCUCUCUCACACCUAACCAACCUCCAUUCCGGUCAUCUAUUCUGGAGUGUAAGUGCUUGUCUGGUGUUGCCGUGUCGCCUGCUCUCUGUCAGUGGAGAGGUGUUGAGGGAGACAGGCAGCACGCUACAGGUAAUGGGUGGGCCUCCCCACCACAAGGCCGCUGGCUCUUUAAUCAUCUAGUGGAAUGGAUGGGGUAAACACACACACAGGAUCACCAGUCAGGAUGGAUGGAAACGGCAGCUGCCCUGGAGGAGUUUGGUCUGAUACAACCCUCAUUAGUCUAGAGCUGCGGUCUCCUGCUCUCUCUCUCUCUCGGUCUCUCUCUCUGUCUCUCUCUGUCUCUCUGUGUCUCUCGCUGUCUCUCUGUCUCUCUGUCUCGGUCUCUCUCUCGGUCUCUCUCUCGGUCUCUCUCUCGGUCUCUCUCUCGGUCUCUCUCUCUGUCUCUCUCUGUCUCUCUGUGUCGCUCUCUGUCUCUCGCUCUCUGUCUCUCAUUCUCUCUGUGUCUCUCUCUCUCUGUCUCUCUCUCACGAUAAUCACAACGGUUCACCCGAUAUGGAUGAAAAUACCCUCAAAUUAAAGCUGACAGUCUGCACUUUAACCUCAUAGUCAUUGUUUGAUUUCAAAUCCAAACUUUUGAAGUUUACAGCCAAAAUAAGAAAAAAUGCUUCACUUUCCCAAUAAUUCUGGAGGACACUGUAUUGUACACCUUUGGGAAUUGGAAAUGUGACAGUUUGAAUAUCCCAUCAUAUCAGUGGGAGUCUUUGAUAGAUAUAGCUCCUAGUAAACUCUUUGCCUGAAAUACCGUCAGAGCUCACACCUACCUUCAGCAAUGCCAUUUAAACACUUCCUCACUCUGCUAUCAUAUUGCUGAAGACCUUUCCUCCUUGAUCUAUGUGAAGUGCCUUAAGGCUAGGAAUUGGGUGGAAGUGUUCUGUCCCAUCGGCAGUGGCGGAGACUCUAGUGUUUUCUUACUCUGGUACCAUGUACCCUCGCCCUCUCAGGUGCGGUGGCCAGUACGGAGGUAAAGAUGCGACUGCAGGAGUUUGUGCUGAACAAGAAGAAGGCUCUGGCCCAGAGGAGUCUCAACCACGGGGGGUUGCCCAACGACCCCCGCUACUGGUACGGGUGAGUACACACACACACACACUCACUCCUGUCCCGUCAGCUGUGUGGGGAGUGGGUGUGUGUGAGCAGUCCCUUGGUCUGGGGAGGAGAUCACACACAUGGAGGACACAGCAGACUAUGUGGUCCUGUUGAGAGGAGCUCUCUCACCCUCCUCAGCCUUGAGUGUUUAUUAUCGAGCCGUGGAACCCACGUCCAGCUGUGGUCUGUGUGCUCAGUAUCAGGUGCUGUGUGUGUGUUCAUGUUUAUAGUAGUCCUUAGUAGAAACUGUGUGAUCACUGUUUCCAAUUGACUGAGUUUCCCUGUCUGAGUAAAAUCAUCCUGCACACACCUCACACAUACAGUAAACCACUUUUCCCAAAGUAGGUCAUGGUAAGAAUUACUACCAUGAUGACCCAGUGGAGUAUUGAGUCAGUAUUAUCAGAACUGUCUGUCCUUUCUCUCUCUCUCUCUCCUCUCUCUCUCCCCCCCUCUCUCUCUCUCUCUCCCCUCUCCCUCCCUCGCUCUAUGUAAAGAGUCACUCAGCACUUUAACGCUAACUGACCCAGUGGAGUAUUGAGUCAGUAUUAUCAGGACUGUCUCUCUCCUCACGGUCUCUCUCUCGCUCUCUCCUUCUCCUCUCUCUCUCCCCCCUCUCACCCUCCCUCGCUCCAUGUAAAGAGUCACUCAGCACUUUAAAGCUAACAGUCCUUCAGACCAGAAAAGAGGUAGAGAGGGGGGGGUAUACACACCACAGAGUGUGUUCACUAGACCAGAACAUGGGUUUGGGCCUGUGCCAGCACAGUUUACCUUACUGCCUGAGAACAGUCCUGCUCUGUAGCAGAGUAGCUAACCUCACAGGACAGACAGCUCUGCUCUGCCCAUCUUCCACCGCCACCGCAGGGUGACUGGAAACCAAUCUCCUCAGGCUGUACUUCAGCCUGCCCUACCCACUACUGAGGCGCAGCUUUAGAAUAUUGAGACACACCCCAUCCUAUAAUCCUGUAUGAGGAGUGAGGUCGUGGCUUUAGGCUAUUGAGACACACCCUAUCCUGUAAUCCUGUAUGACGAGUGAGGUCAUGGCUUUAGACUAUUGAGACACACCCUAUCCUGUAAUCCUGUAUGAGGAGUGAGGUCGUGGCUUUAGACUAUUGAGACACACCCUAUGCUGUAAUCCUGUGUGAGGAGUGAGGUCGUGGCUUUAGACUAUUGAGACACACCCCACCACAGUGUUGUGUGAUGAAGGAUCUGACGGUGUGUGUGCUCUUGCGUGUGUGUGUGUGUGUGUUGCUGCAGGAAAACUCAGCACACUUCCCUGGACCAGAGCUCUCCUCCUCAGACUGGUAUGGGUGCCUACAACCACCCUGUCCUGGGCAUCUACAACGCUAGAGACGACUUUCCCCUCCGCAAGACAGGUACUAAACACACACACACACACCUUGCUCUGCUAGAGGACUGUCCAGUAGACUCUCUGCAUGCUUACACCUCCCCUUAUUUAGAUAGAAUUAGAGCCUCUCACCAUUAAUCAAACCCAAAUUAGGCUGUCAGGGGCUCUGCUGCCCCCUCGAUGGAAUCCCCAGGGCUCUGAGAGGUACUGUAAAGCUGUGAGGGGAGGGGUUUAUGGAGUUCACUUCAGCAAAGCAGCACUGAGAAGCUAUACAUUAUUUGAGUUAACUGCUGAUAUUAAUAUUGACAAUAUUACCACCUAAAACGUGCCAAACAUGCAUUGCUAUGCUGGCAUGGCCUACUGUACCUACAGGGGGAUAUUUGAAAGGUACUGUAAUAUGUGACGGACCCCUUAUCACCCUGCCAAGGUUGUCAUUUCUAAAUCAUACAUCAUGAAAAAUGAGUACCCUGAGCCCCCGUCGCAGAGUGAACAAAAAAUCCCCUUUCUGUAGUUUAGAGAGGUGUACACCACUGACAGUAGACUAAGUGUAAACUAAAAUGGUGUGGCCGGGCCGUGCCGGGCUGUGAAGCGGUGGUCUUCCAGUAUAAUUAUUCACUUAGCGGGCAGGGCCUGUAUGAACAGAGCACGGCCAUGUUGACUCUAGCCCCAAGGCUGACUCAAGCUGUAGAUGCACCACAGUUGACACUGGCCACUGAGACCACAUUCCACCAAGACUGGGAGAGACGAGAGGAGACGGGGAGGAGAGGAAUAAAACAGGGGGAGUGUGGGGAAAGGAAUGGUGGAAGAGGAGAAAAGCCUCAAGGCUGCAGAUAGACCACAGUUGACACUGGCCACAUUCCACUAGAGGAGAGACGUUUUGGAAAAGAGACGGUUGGAGAAGAGGUUGGGGGAAUAGGAGAGAUGAGAGAGAAAGAAGGGAGAGGGAGUAGAGGAGAGGAGAAGGGAAAGAAAGAGGGAGGGAGGGAGGGAGGGAGGGAGGAGGGAGGGAGGAGAGUUUAGGGAAUUUGCUUUUACCUGCAGUUCUUUAACAGUGAUGGGCAUGAAGGAAAAUGAGACAAGGAGCCUCUUAAGAUCAUUGAGACCCACAUGCUGUGUUAGCUACAUGCUAGCAAUAUCGCCAUUAGAGACUUUGGAUUCAAAACCAUUUACUGUAGCUCGUGUACCUCAAGCUGAACCAACUCUCUACAGAACAUGCCUUUCUCAAUGACAUGGAGGUUUGUGAAGCGAUGCAGGGAGAUAUUUGCCGUUUUGUGAGGUUUACUUAUGUUAAUGCUAGGUUGGGCACCGUUAGAAGAGCUGGUUAUUUCAUUGCUUCUGCAUAAAUCUGGGGGCUGGCGUCUCACGCUACUUGUAACAGUCACAAGAUCCAACAACGCUCUCUUGCCUCUUACACACACACACACACACCUUCCUCCUGAGCGGUAGCAUUCUUUCCGUGCAGCGAUAAUGCGAUUUUGAAUCAGUGUAGUUGCGAUUCUUUUUUUGUUUUGCAUUGUAAAUAUUGUUUUGUUGAGUCCAUCCAAAUGUCCAUGCUAGCCAUGCAAUUUGUGUGUGUGUGAUUUAGACGCAGAUUUGAAUAUGACCCUGCAUCACGCCACACCCCUCCCCCCAAAGAUUUGACAUACAUAACACUUAGUCUCCCGCUGUCUGGCGUUCUCUCUCUAUCUCCCCCUCCCCAUUCAUAGGGGUUUGUAGACAGGCUGACAGGCUUUAUAUCACAAUGUGGUUCCAACUUCCAUCAAUGGGACACUCACUGUUAACAAGUACAUUAACCCCUGUCUCUGUCCAUUCAGCCAACAUGGUGUUUUAUACCUUACAUCUCUAGCCAUUAGCAAGGCUGUAAGUUCAUCCGGCCUAUCUAGGCCAGCCUUGACAUGAAAUACAUGGAAGCAUACAGAGGCUAGUUGAUAGGCGAGCCGGGACCCCACAUCAUGACCCUAACAUGGAGCGGUAUGGUAGCUAGGUAUCCCUUCACAGUCACAGCCCCUAUACCCUUCAAACUCAACUCUGGACCACCAAGCCAGUUCCACUGCGUUUUUUCAUUGUUCCCCUCUAAUUAGGGACUGAUUUAGACCUGAGACACCAGGUGGGUGUAAUUAAUUGUCAGAUAGAACAGAAAACCAGCAGGCUCCGGGACCUCGCAGGGUAAGAGUUGAAUACCCCUGCGCCUAUACGGUAUGAAAAUAGCAUAUUUGGUCACUGAUAAGCGCCUAAAUUAGAAUGCAGUGGCUGUACAGUAAAAUGCUAUACAUGACAUCAGAGCUCAGGGUCUCUGCUUUAUAGCGCUCUAUGGGAUUCAGCUGACAUACGUUGCCAGGGGCAACAACAAGAUACCCCCAUCCCUCCCGCUAAUUGAGCUUAUUUUGCUAAUGUUUUGUUGUCUGAGUGAGGGGAAUGCUAUAAAUGAAAAGGGACUCGAUGUGUUCUAAAAGAUGAGACAUUGAGGAUUAUAAUAAAUACCGCUUUGAUGUCAUACAAGCAAACCACACGGAAAUGUGCACUUCACAUUUCCAUAUUAUAGAAUGAAUGUAAUUUACAGUAUCAAUGUUUAUGAUUGCAGUUUUUGAUGUACAGUUCCAACAAUGACAUGGCUUCAUAGCUUGGGUUGUUUUGAACAGAUGUUUGUGGUAUUGUGAAGAUAGUUAGCCGUGGAGCAUGCUCAUGACUCCAUUCUAUGCGCAUCACAUUUACUAUCUGUCUCUGAAGUACAAAAACACAGUAAGAUUGUAUUUUACAACUUAGCUAGUCAUGUUGGCAAUAGAAAAAGCUUUCAAAUGAUGCCCAUCUGACCCAGAUUGCAAUUUAUAAUGGACCGUUUUUUGAUUGCUUAAACAACAACAGUAAUUGUGUGAUGGUGGGGAUGUAGGGCUGUGUUCCAAACAAAAAGCUUGUUGUCUACGCAAAUGUCCUGGUACUUGUUAAAGUUCAUGAUGCCGUUGACCUUAACAAGGGCCCCAGGACUAGUGGAAGCAAAAUAGCCCCAUAACAUCAAAGAUCCACCACCAUAUUAUACAGUUGGGGUGAGGUAUGUUCUGCAUAUGUAUUGUUCUUUCGAAGGCAUGGCCAAAGACCGCUCUUUUCGUGUCAUGUGACCAUAGCACCGCCUGGAGUUUGCUAAAGGGGAUUGGAACCGGUAAUAAUUUGGACCCCUUUCUUUUUGAGAUUUGUUGUUAUUACUUGUCUAUAAAUCUAUUUCUCAGAGCAAUUGUAUUAGUAUAAAAUAUUAUAAUUGUUGAAUUGUUUGGAGCGUACAAUAGCUCCGUGUUUUAGUUGUUUAGUUGAUGCAGUCUUUUUUCCUCAUCUUUAUCAAGGGAUCCAAUAAUUCCGCACCCCACUGUAUAUCGUGCUAUGACCUGGCCUGAAACCAUGGGAUCAAUGGGACACAGACCUCACUGUUAACAAGUACAUUAACCCCUGUCCCCAUCCCUGUCUCUGUCCAUUCAGCCAUUCAGCCAACAUGGGGGUUUAAUAAGCUCUAGCAAUUAGAAAAGCUGCAAGUUCAUCCACAUUUUUGUUGUCUGAGUGAGGGGAAUGCUGUAAAUGAAAAUGGACUCUGUGUUCUGAAAGAUGAGACGUUGAGGAUUAUAGUUGCUGCUUUGAUGUGAUACAAACAAACCACACACCCAAAUGUGCACUUCACAUUUCCGUAUUAUAAAACGUAUGUCAUGUACAGUUCCAACGAUGACAUGGCAUCAUACCCUGGGCUGCUUUGAAAGGAAUGAGCCGAUUGUGGUAUUGUGAAGAAAGUUACCUGUGGAACACGCUCAUGACACCAUUCUUUGCGCACCAAAAUGACUAUCUGUUUCUCUGAAGAGCCUUGUGAAAGCCUAACACAGUAAGAUCAUAUUUGAUAACUUAGCUAGUUAUGUUGGCAAUAGAAAAAGCUUUCAAAUGAUGCACGUCUGAUCCAGAUUGAGAUUUGUAAUGUACCGUUUUUGGAUUGCGUCAACAACAGUAAUUGUGUGAUGGCGGGGAACUGGGGAUGCAGGGCUGUGUUUUAAACCAAUACAGCUAGGAGAGCUCAAAGAAGCACCUAAUAGUUGAAGUCUCUUUCCUUGAGUCAUAAAAGUGCAUUGAAGUUACUUAGGAACUGUGCCCACUUUGGAGAGCUGUGUGGACACUUGGAGACACCAGUUAGACCUCUCAGUUCAAACCCUGAUCAUCUGUUCUUUUAUGCUGCAACUACCCCACAUUUUCCAGGAAUAGUCCUAUUGCGUUACUGAAUGUAUCCAGAGUAUUUUUUGAUUUUGUUUCCCCGAAAAACACUGCGAAAAGUAAAGUGUUCCCUUUCAAUUGCUGCCAUGGUUAUGCACAUGCAAUUCAUAUUUCUUCUGUUAGAAACAUUUUCAAUUUGGCCCUAUCCAUAUAGACCAAUCCCCACGAGGGUCAGAGGUUAAUAGGUUUAAAGGUGGGCUCUGUAUGAAUGAAUCCAUGUUCCUCUUUUGUCUGAUCUCAAAUGGGGGACCAUUCAAUUUGUCCAAACGUGUGUCAUGCCAUCCGUUCAAUAGCGCCUUACAUGAUUACAUUUGACGCCCCCAGACUUUCUCCCGUAGUAGCGCAGUCCAGCGGACACCUUUUGAAUGAUGAAACUAGCGCCUGCAUCAUUAGUCUGUGUUGCUUGUUAAACAGAGGAAAAACAAGGAUAGCGGGUGGAAUGGAGAUAGAGGGCUCUUGUUCUUCCACUCCUGCUUUGUGCGCUUUGUUUUUCCAGAAGGACUGAAAUAGCGCCCUGGCUGGAUAAUUAGUACUGGACUUCUAUUGGUUAGCAGGGUCCCUAUGGAGGGCCCUGAUUGUCCGUGCUGUGUAAACAGAACAUUAGCAUCAUUGCAGAACGUGGUAGUCUUGACAUUGCGUUCCCUCUCUCCGUCUUUGUCUUUCUCCGUACUCUCCAUUUGAAUGCACACUGACAAAGCCCGCUGUAAUUGACAAUGUCGCUCCCAGAAAUCAGUUCAUUCCCCCAUACACACUACUCUCUCAUUUCCUUGUUGAUGUGGCUAGCGCAGCUUUUCCCAACCCUCAACGCUCUGUACAUUGUAAUGGGGAUGAAACGUACCUCAUCCACCACCAUGAUGGUGUACAGCAGCACAGUCUGUGGAACUUAGUCGUUGAUGGUUGGAUAAAAUGGACCCUGUGUGAUCGAUAGGUUUUACCUAAACAAAUGUUGUUUGCCUCAACAAAACUGUGGUUUACUGCGGUUUAAGUUGCAGGGAUAAGGUAUGAAAGAGCUGUAUCAGAACCAUAGACCUCUCUUGAGUCUUAGUUACAAGCCUGGGUUGUGUUUGUCAUAGUCAGAUAACCAUAUCUGUGCUCUCUCUCUCUCGUGCUCUCUGUCUCUCUCUCUCUCUGUCUCUCUCUUGCUCUCUUUCUGUGUUUGUCUGUCUUGUAGCCUCUGAGCCCAACCUGAAGCUACGUUCUCGUCUGAAGCAGAAGGUGAGCGAGCGACGGAGCAGCCCUCUACUGAGGCGCAAAGACAGCCCUAUCACAACCGCCAAGAAACGCUCACUGGAUAUGGCAGGUAGGACACACUCAACAUUUUGGAGAGGAACAGGCAAGAGGUACAGACCUCACACAGAACAGAGCUGUGUAGUAGAUUUAACAUGGAAGAGAUGACUAACUGACUGGUUGUAUGAGGGUCAUGUUGUGCUGUAGACUUGGUGUGUAACAGUCAUGACUGAGUAAUGCUAUUGAUACAUUAUCCAGAUUCAGCGUGUAACAGCGCUCCUGGAUCCGGCCCCAGCUCUCCUAACAACAACAGCAUCAGCAACAUCCCCAAUGAGAACGGCAUCACUGUGGCAGUCUCCAACAGCAUUGAUGUGUCCCUGGCCCAGCGGUUGUGUGGUGGUGAACUCAGCCAGCUGUCUCUGUACACCUCCCCCUCCCUCCCCAACAUCACCCUAGGUCUGCCUGCCACGGCCACCUCUGCUUCCAACGUAAGACUCUCUGUUGAUCUAUUUUUCUCUCUUCUCUUCUCCUCUCUCUCUCUCUCCUUCUCUCCCUUCUCUGUGUCUGUCACUCUCUGGAUUCACACAGGAUUUAUGGUAUGUUGCCUGUAAAAACAGGGUAAUGUUUAUAUGACCCCCUUUCAAACAGUCCCAUUUUUACCACAUUCUCGCCGGCAUAAGCCUUUUAUAUAUCCCGUGCGCAUGCCGGCACCAUUGACGAGUGAGAGUGGGAGUAGGGGGUGUGCCGAUGUGGGUGGGUGUGUAUUUUAAUAAAUCCAUUGAAUAUACACCAUCACAAAGAAAUCCAUUAUUCAUUUGUUUAGGCAGGUCCUAAGAAACAUAAGACUAAUAAAAUGUAUUCUCAAAAGAAUAGAAUAGGCUAUUUUGAGUUGAAUUAUGUUACUGGUAUGGACAACCUAUAGGCUACAUGGCUGUGCCAUGCAAAUGAAAUCAAUAGUUGAUUUUGUUCACUAAGCAGACGACACACUUCCAUUCCCCUGCCGUGAUCACGGACAACACACAUAUAUGUAUUUUAUGUUAAGACUAUAAUCUAAUAAAAUCUGAAUAAUAUUUUUCCCACACAACUUAAGUCUCAUGUGAACGUGUGGAACCGCUGUCAUAUAACAAAGUGAUAUUUUAAAAGAGCCCACGGCCACAUUGUUUUCUGCGCUUUAGAAACCUUAGAAUAUUCUCUUUCCGAUCGUGUAAAGAAAUACAUAAUUGGACCUGGAUGAACCUCAUACUUUUUCCCUUCCCUUACUCCGCUUUGUUAGAUAUUAUGCACAUUGAUAGCUUGCUAGCAAACGUCCUCGCUAACUGCUUUUUUAAUAGUAGUAGCAGACAGUUAUCGAAAUAGGACUAAUCGUAGCAAAACAUGCUCAACAUAAUAAAUGUCCAACAAGAUUUUUCUGUGACAAUAGAAGAACAGCUCAAGGACAGAAUUACAUCAUUUCUGUGAAGCUUUGUGAUUGACGAGGACCAGGUUGAUGUCGGACAGCAAUAUAAUGUUUUAAUGUGUGCCAAAGCCGGUAACAAUGAAAGGCCACGUUUUAUACUGAGGGGGUGGCGGGACUUUGAAAAAUAAUACCGCAGUCAUUACUAGGUUGGUUGGCAGAAAUAUAAGUACAGGCUUUCUUACCGGCAAUACCUUUCACAGAUAAAGAAACAUUUGCGGCAUGCUAAAGUUGGCGGUUUUCUGUCUUGGUAUGAACAGGAUAUUUGUUUAUCUAGCACUCUCUCUCUUUCCCCCUCUUUCUCCUUUUCUCUGUCAUUCUUUCGUUGUGUCUCCAUCUCAUGUGACACUGUGUUUUGGGGGCAACCACCGCUUAAAGAGGAAUUCACAAAUCACAAUAUUGCAAAGAUAAAUCAGUUUAGAAUAGCAAUGACAACAGGCUUGUAAUGUAACUGUCUUCCACAAGCUAGUGGUGGGAAACCAGUAAAGACUAUAGAAACAUCAAACCAAUGUCAGUUUCAACAUAUCAAUCAUUCAAUCAAAUUUUAUUUGCCACGUGCCGAAUACAACAGGUGUAGACCUUACAGUGAAAUGCUUACUUACAAGCCCUUAACCAACAAUGCAGUUUCAAGAAAAUAAAAGUGUUAAGUAAAAAAUAGAUAAGUAAAAAAUAAAAAUAGCAAAUAAUUAAAGAGCAGCAGUAAAAUAAAAUAACAGUAUGGAGCUAUAUACAGGGGGUACCGGUUAGUAUACCAACAGUUCUAUAUAAAGUACUUCUAUUCUCCAGGUGACCUCAGCCCAGCAGGACGGGGGUCAGCAUGCGGCCCUCUCCCUCAGCCCCCCCUUCCUGGGCGGUGCCCACCUAGCCACCUACCUGACUGACGGAGGGGGCGUGGGGGGGCACCGCCCACUACUGCAGCACUUGGUCCUGCUGGAUAAGACUGGUGCACACGGGCCCCUACUGGCAGGUGGGUACAGCAGUAGAAUGGUACUUGGGCGGAAUACACACACACACAGUGUCCCAGUACACUGUGUGCUGUCCUAACAGAUACCCCCCCCCACCCCCCCUUCUAUUGACAGACUUCCUUUCAUCAGCUUCUAUUAAUCAGGGUCAAUGAGCGAGAGAGCGAGAGAAUUGUGCCCACCGGUCCGUUGAAGGAAAACAUCCAUUGACUCAAUUUCCCAGUGCUAUUUUCAGCUGACAGUGGAGUAAAUGACUGGUGACACGCACAGCCUUGGAAGUGAAUGUUUUUUUUUUGGCAGGCUAGAGAAGGUUCUACUUCUCCCAGGCUUGUAAUACUGUGCUGCUAUUAACCUCCAUUCCACUGUUCUGUGAUGAACAGAGCCAGUUCUACUCCGGAUAUUUCUUGUCCUGGGACAAGUGUGCUUGUGUGGAUUCAGGCAUGUGUAUGCACUCCUAUAACCAUACCCUCCUGUGUGUGUAUUCCCAACCCAGGUGUGGACGCCCUCCAGUCUCCCUCCAUCCACAAGCUGCGUGGGCAGCACCGUCCCCUGGGUCGGACCCAGUCGGCCCCACUGCCCCAGCAGAACGCCCAGGCCCAGGCCCUGCAGCAGCUGGUGGUCCAACAGCAACACCAACAGUUCCUGGAGAAACACAAACAGCAGUUCCAGCAGCAGCAGCUACACAUCAACAAGGUAGAGGAGGACAGGGGAUGAGGGUGGAGAGGAGGACAGGGGAUGAGGGUGGAGAGGAGGACAGGGGAUGAGGGUGGAGAGGAGGACAGGGGAUGAGGGUGGAGAGGAGGACAGGGGAUGAGGGUGGAGAGGAGGACAGGGGAUGAGGGUGGAGCGGAGGGACAUGGGGAUUGAGGGUGAGAGAAUGACAGGGAUGAGGGUGGAGAGGAGGACAGGGGAUGAGGGUGGAGAGGAGGACAGGGGAUGAGGGUGGGGAGGGGAGGGAGAGGGAGAGAGAGAGGGUGGGGUAUGUGGGCUGGAGGGUGUGUGUGUUUGAGAUGGUUUAAUAUUCCUCCACAGGUACAUUAGGGACAGGAAGCAAUGUCCGUGUGUGUGACAGUUGCUAAGGGCACGCCGCCAUGGAAACAAAGCGGAACCCACUUCCAGAUAUGGUCAUUCAGGAACUAGGUAGCUGAGCUGAGCGCUGUUUGGUUUGUCCUGCCUGUAAUGUGAUGUGUGCUCUGUCUCUCUCUCUCUCUGUCUCUCGGGAGAGGUGGGUGGAUGAAACAAGGGAUUCUCUUCUAUUUCUUCUCCUCCAUUAGUUUUCAUGCCCUUAGGUGACAUCCCCACAAAGAAACAGUAGAGGGUCACCGUUUUGUAACUCAUUUACAACGUUUCUCAACAUUCAAUCAAAUGUUCCUUUAAGUUUUUCUUAGUGUUUAUCUCUGACCCUGUCUGACCAGAGUCGAUCUAAUACUGUGUAUAUAUAUAUGAAACUAAUCUGUCAGAGGAGGGCAGAUGGGCUUUGAAGGGCCAGAUGGCAAAAAUCAAUCAGUAUGACUUGAUCACAGGGUAUUAGCUGGCGUAGUCUGUACAGAGUGUACUACUCUAUUGUUACAGAGAGGACUCAGUCAUAAAAUGGCACCCUAUGCACUAUGUAGUGCACUACUUUCAGUGCACUAUAUAGGGAGUGAUUUUGGGGCGCAGCCGUAGUCAAUGGGGAGAGAGGGAGUGGGCCCACUGCAUGUGAUUCAGGUAUAUUUCUCUCAUAGCUACUGAAAAAGGAUGAAGUACGUCCUUAGCAACAGGUUAUGUUUACAAUGAAACGGAACGUUCCCCUUAGUAAUGCGUGUGACGUCAAGGGAGGUUGCCGAGUGCUGCCACACAAGUAGGAAAGAGGACAAAAUAUGAAUAGGGUAAUCAUUAUAAAGAAAGGUUUUGAUAAAUGUUUGUGGCUCUGCAUUAAUCGAGCAUCUACUGAAAAAUCUCUCAAUUUCAUGAUUUUGAACUUUCAGUACUUCCCAUUGAGAGAGAGAGAGCGCGAGAGAGAGAGAGAGAGAGGAGACAGAGAGAAGAUCGAGCGAGAGAUGAUAUCGCUAGAGGAUGGAGAGAGAGAGCUAUCUCUAGAUGACUAUGCUCUUCUCUCUCUAUCUCGCGUCUCGCUGCUCAUCUCCUCUCGCUCUCGCUCUGCUCAAUCUAUCUAUCUCGCUCGCUCUCGUUCGCUAUCUCUCUCUGCUCCGCUCGCUCCCCCGAGGGGCAAAGAAGCACUUGUUGUAGAGAAGACUGGGGAUGAGGUAGCUGGCGAGGGUUCUGACGUCAAUACUGUUCCUCUGGCACCCUGCCACAGGCCCGAGGGCUGACGGGCCUGCCAAUAGCACACACACACACAGUCUUGUACAACUAACCUAACAAUUCAGUCCUAUUUUCCCUAACCCCUAAACCAAACCAGUACCCUUACCCUAACUUUAAACCUAAUUCUAACACUAAUUCUAACUUUAACCCUAAACCCCCUAGAAAAAGCAUUUGACCUUGUGGGGACCAAGAAAAUGUCCCCAGUUGGUCACAUUUUUGUUGGUUUACUAUUCUUGUGGGGACUUCUGGUCCCCACAAGUAUUGUUAAACACGUCCACACACACACAAUUAGACCGGAGUCAAAUACAUUGCUGUGUUUCAAUUUCAGCUGAGUAUCUGAGUGGCGCAGUGGUCUAAGGCACUGCAUCGCAGUGCUAACUGUGCCACUAGAGAUCCUGGUUCGUAUCCAGGCUCUGUCGCAGCCGGCCGCGACCGGGAGACUCAUGGGCGGCGCACAAUUGGCCCAGCGUCGUCCAGGGUAGGGGAGGGAAUGGCCGGCAGGGAUGUAGCUCAGUUGAUAGAGCAUGGCGUUUGCAACGCCAGGGUUGUGGGUUCGAUUCCCACGGGGGGCCAGUAUAAAAAAAAAAAAAAUGUAUUCACUAACUGUAAGUCGCUCUGGAUAAGAGCGUCUGCUAAAUGACUAAAAUGUAAAUGUAAUGUAUCUGGAAGACUUUUUGCAGUGCAGAUAUUUUGUAGUGCACUUGUGUUGGAUGACUUAGAUAAUUGUACACAAUAUUAAUAUGGGUCAAAGCAAGGUAGCACACUAGACAUUUCCAAAUAGGCAUACUAAUGGACCGACACUGAUGACUGCUUAAAAUACAAAUAAUUAUUUAUGGCCCAUUGUAUACACACAGGAACACUGCCAAGGCAUGUUCCCCUGUACAGAGUGGGAUGACUGAUUCAUUUCCCUGGCACACACACUAUCCCCCCUCUCUUUCCUUUCUUUCACUUUAACAAGCUUCAUUUCAUUUUUCAUUUUCAACAAGUGCUCUCAGAGGUUUCCCGUUACCCAUUCACAGGGUAUGAGAACCUACACACUGGAGUCACUGGAGACAGAGAGGAUUGGGGCCAAUCCUUGUACCACAACAGAAGAAUGUGACCCUGAUCAUUGUCUCUAUUGACCCCUAUUCCCGCUCACAGCCGUGAUUCCAAAGUGAUCUAGUUUCCCAUUCAUGGACAGUGCGUGUGGAUAGGAGAUGUGGCGCUCAGUGUGCUGCUUUGUGGACAGCUUCUAGCAGCUUUCACUGACUUUUAAAGUCUUAAGGACACACACACCUCAAUGUUAAAAUGUCGACCACCGUGUCUUAGUAAAGCUACAUGUUUCACUAUAGAACUCCUUUACUACAACUAUUGUAUCAACUGCAAUAACUACUGCGUUACUACUGUACUGCAUAUCAUCAAUGAAUAGACAAUGGAUUGACCCAUACCCUCUCCUCAGAUGAUGGGCAAGCCCAGUGAGCCCACGGGGGGGCGGCAGCACCAGAGUCACCCGGAGGAGACCGAGGAAGAGCUAAGGGAGCACCAGGCCCUCUCUCCCCAGGACGGAGGCCUUCCGUGUGGGAUCACUAUCAAACAAGAGCCCCCAGACCCCCAAGAGAACCAGGAGGAGGACAUGCAUCAGGAACUACUGUUCAGACAGGUAGGAGGGGAGUAGUGAGUGAGAGAGAGAGCGAGCGGGAUCGAGCUACCACUGGUCAAUACGAUGUGCUAGUGACGUCAUCCUACGUCAUACUUCCAGGGUCAUGUCCCGGGGCAAGGACUGUACAAGGUGUCGAAAGCGUUCCACAGGGAUGCUGGCCCAUGUUGACGCCAAUGCUUCACACAGUUGUGUCAAGUUGGCUGGAUGUCCUUUGGGUGGUGGACCAUUCUUGAUACACACAGGAAACUGUUGAGCGUUGAAAAACCCAGCAGUGUUGCAGUUCUUGACACACUCAAACCGGUGUGCCUGGCACCUACUACCAUACCCCCACUACCAUACCCCGUUCAAAGGCACUUAAAUAUUUUGUCUUGCCCAUUCACCCUCUGAAUGGCACACAUACACAAUCCAUGUCCUAAUUGUCUCAAAGCGUAAAAAUCCUUGUUUAACCUGUCUUCUCCCAUUUAUCUACACUGAUUUGAAGUGGAUUUAACAGGUGACAUCAAUAACGGAUCACACCUUUCACCUGGUCAUUCUCUGUCAUAGAAAGAGCAGGCGUUCUUAAUGUUUUGUAUAGUCAGUGUACUUCACCUGUUAGGAGUUGUAGUUGGUGUAUAGUUCUCAUGAAGCGGUGGUCACUGUUCGGCUUCUUCUUUGCCCACAAAUAUGUUGAAAACCGCCAGAUGUUAAGUAAAUUCACUCGCAAACAAGUAUACAUUUUAAUAUAUAUCUUAAAUGACUGCGUUUUCAUGACUUAGAUGAUGCAAAUUUUAGGCUCAUUCUCAGCAUACAAAACGAGGAAUCAGAAGUAAAAUUGACACGACACUUUCAUAUUCGUAUUGACUUCAUGGCACACACACACACACACACACACACACGAUUAUCUCGUUUAGCAGUAAUUGUGUUUAUUGAAUGAUCCACUUGGGCAAUAAUAUGCUAUUUCCUGUCCCAGGAUGCUAUGCUACUGACAGAGAGUCCUUCCUUAAUGAGAGGAAACCAUGCAUCUUUCAAAUCCACCCUCUCUCCUGCAGAUAGAUGUCAUUCGUUUCGGUUCAGCUCACAUAGCUUGACUGCCACCGUGUGGCCAAAUGUAGUAAACGCAUUGCAAAGAGCAGGUAAUGCCUUCAAUGUCACAAUGGACAUGUUGAAAGCUUUCAUGCAAUUUCUUUCUCUCUCUCUCCUCCCCACCUCUUCCCCCCUCCCCUCCUCCCUCCUGCCCUCCUCUUCUCCCUCCUGCCCUCCUCUUCUCCCUCCCCUCCUCUUCCCACCUCCCCUCCUCUUCUCCUCUUCCCCUCCUCUUCCCCCCUCCCCUCCUCUUCUCCUCUUCCCCCCCUCCUCCCCUCCUUCCCCUCCUCUUCCCCUUUUCCCCUCCUCUUCCCCCCUCCCCUCCCCCUCCUCUCCCCUCCCCUCCUCUUUCCUCUCUGAGCAGCAGGCCAUGUUGUUGGAGCAGCAGAGAAUCCACCAGCUGAGAAACUAUCAGGCUUCCAUGGAGGCAGCCGGUCUGUCAAUCAACUUCCCAGGUCACCGCCCCCUCUCCAGGGCCCAAUCGUCUCCGGCCUCCGCUUCCUCCUUCCACCUCUCCGUGCCGCCCCCUGAGCCUCCCACCAAACCUCGCUUCACCACUGGUUAGCAGUAGUGCUCUUCUCUUUCAUAUCUUUCUCUUGGUCUGUCGUUCCUUUAUCCCUCCUUCUUUUGCUCUGUCAGUUUGUUGUUUCCACGUGUGUGUGUGUGUGUGUGUGUGUGUGUGUGUGUGUGUUUGUGCGUCAGUGGUAAUGUGUGUUUGUGUGUUAAUGUCCUGGUUUUGUCCUGCAGGGUUGGUGUAUGACUCUCUGAUGCAGAAGCACCAGUGUAUGUGUGGGAACACACACACCCAUCCGGAGCACGCCGGCCGCAUCCAGAGCAUCUGGUCCAGACUGCAGGAGACAGGACUGAGGGGACAGUGUGAGGUACAUUCUAAAGGCUUCUCCUUCAACCAUCCUUCUUUGCUAUUCUCUGUUGUAGUUGGUUUUUUACAUUAUUUAUAGUCUUCAAACAAGGGUGAAUUGAAUGCAUUUAUGUUGCUAGGAGUUACCAACUGAUGCAUAAAAUGACAUCAUUGCUUAACCUUUCCAUGUACUUUGUCAUUUUUGAUUCACUUAAACAUAGAGAAAAGAAAGGAAAUUAAUAGAAUGGAAAUGCUACAUGUCUCGUGUGUGUGUGUGUGUAGUGUAUCCGUGGUAGGAAGGCCACUCUGGAGGAGCUCCAGACAGUCCACUCUGAAGCCCACGUCCUGCUGUAUGGAACCAACCCCCUCCGACAGAAACUAGACUGUUCAGUCACGCCCAUGUUGGUCAGAUUACCAUGUGGAGGAGUGGGGGUGAGUCUUCCUCUUAUUCCCAACUUCUUCUUCUUCCUCUACCUCUUCUUCCUCUUCCUCUUCAUCCUCCUCUUCCUCUUAUUCCUCUUCCUCUUCAUCCUCCUCUUCCUCCUCCUCGUCGUCCUCCUCCUCUCUUACCCCUACUCUUCUUUCCCUCUUGCUCCUCCUCCUCUAUGGUCAAAUCAUUAAAGGGAUAUUUUGGGAUGUUGUCAAUGAACCCAUUUAUCUAUUUCCCCAGAGUCCGAUGAACUCGUGGAUACAAUAGGUAUGUCUCUGUGUCCAGUGUGAAGGAAGUUAGAGGUAGUUUCACCAGCUAGUGCUAACUGGCCUUAGCACAAUAACUGGACAUCUAUGGUAACAGCUAGCAUGCUAGCUUAUGGUAACAUGCAAGCUGUUACCACAGACAUCCAGUCAUUGUGCUAACGCUAGUUAGCAACUUCUUUCAAACUGCACACAGACAUAAAAAUGGUAUCCACAAGUUCGUCUGACUCUGGGGAAGUAGAUAAAGAGCUUGACUGCCAACAUCCCGAAGUAUCCCUUUAACUGUGAUGAUGAUGAUGAUUGCAGGUGGACAGUGACACCAUCUGGAACGAGGUCCACUCCUCUACUGCAGUUCGUCUGGCUGUAGGUUCUGUGGUGGAGCUGGUGUUCAAAGUGGCCACUGGUGAACUGAAGGUGCGUCCUCUCUACCCUUCUCUUCUCCUUUUCAUCCCUCUACUCCUCCAUUAAGGUUAGGUCGCUCUACACUUUUUUCCUCUUAUUCACAAAGGAUGCACUCAAUCACUCCCCCUCAUGGAUGGAGUUGUGGGUAAUGUAGUUGUUGCGUCUGGUUCCCAGAACGGCUUUGCUGUAGUUCGACCCCCUGGACACCAUGCAGAAGAGAGCACUCCCAUGGGGUUCUGCUACUUUAACUCAGUAGCCAUCGCAGCCCGACUGCUCCAACAGAGACUCAACGUCUGCAAGAUCCUCAUAGUAGACUGGGUGAGUUUAUGCUGGUCCUUCACCUGGCCUUUUAAAGAGAAAGUGGGUUUUGUAAAUGGCUGUAGAAUUACCAUGGGAUGUAAGAUGACAAAAUGGGACAAUGGGACAAUAGUCAUCUGAUUGGCCAUGUGUGCUGUCCAUCAGGAUGUUCACCAUGGCAACGGGACCCAGCAGGCGUUCUACGACGACCCCAACGUGCUGUACCUGUCUCUCCAUCGCUACGACGACGGAAACUUCUUCCCUGGCAGCGGAGCACCCGACGAGGUAAUGACGACAAAUAUCAUGGAAACAUGGUGUGUGUGUGUGUGUGUUCUCAUGGCUAUUACUCCCAUCCCUUCUCUGUCAGGUGGGCAGUGGUCAAGGAGUAGGCUUUAAUGUUAACAUGGCCUUCACCGGGGGGCUGGAGCCCCCUAUGGGAGAUGCAGAGUACCUGGCAGCCUUCAGGUAACACACAACAUACCCUUCUCAUGCCUCUGACACAUUUACAUUUACAUUUUAGUCAUUUAGCAGACGCUCUUAUCCAGAGCGACUUACAGGAGCAAUUAGGGUUAAGUGCCUUGCUCAAGGGCACAUCGACAGAUUUUUCACCUAGUCGGCUCGGGGAUUAGAACCAGCGACCUUCCGGUUACUGGCACUACGCUCUUAACCACUAAGCUACCUGCCGCCCACACACACUUACCCCAUCAGACAUGCCACCAGGGGUCUUUUCACAGUCCCCAAAUCCUGAACAAAUUCAGGAAAGCUUACGGUAUUAUAUAGAGCCAUUAUUGCAUGGAACUCCGUUCCAUUUCAUAUUGCUCAAAUGAACAGCAAAGCUGGUUUCAAAAAACUGAUAAAGCAACAUCUCACGGCACAACGCCUCUCACCUAUUUGACCUAGAUAGUUUGUGUGUAUGUAUUGAUAUGUAGGCUACGUGUGCAAGUUUAAAAUGUAUGUAGUUCUGUCCUUGAGCUGUUGUCUAAUGUUCUGUAUUGUGUCAUGUUUCAUGUUCUGUGUGGACCCCAGGAGCUUUCACAACAGCUAAUGGGGAUCCUAAUAAAAUACCAAAUACCAAAAAACACACAUGAACUGAAGUUGAUAAACUCUCUCUUUCUCUCUCCCUCUCCCUCUCCCUCUCUCCCUCUCUCUCUCUCUCUCUCUCUCUCCCUCUCCCUAGGUCUGUGGUGAUGCCCAUAGCUAAUGAGUUUGCUCCUGACGUGGUGCUGGUGUCCUCAGGCUUCGACGCCGUCGAGGGCCACCCUCCUCCCCUAGGCGGUUACACCCUCACCUCCAAAUGUACGUAUAUGUGUAAAGUAGCACUGGUGCAAUGAUAUCUGGAUCUUUAUUUUGGAUCCCCAUUAGCUGACGCCGCCAUGACAACAGCUAGUCUUCCUGAGGUCCAGACACACAACAUGACAGACAAAAGAUGAUACACUACUUUAAGUGGGUGUCCACAUACUAGUGUAUGUCAUGUACUGUAUUCUUUGCAGCUGUGGUAUAUUGAUGAUCCCUCUCUGUCCCUCCCCACCUCCCUUCACACACACUCGCACACACACCCUCCCCUGCAGGUUUUGGGUACCUGACGCGUCAGCUGAUGACCCUGGCGGAGGGUCGCUUGGUGCUGGCAUUGGAGGGAGGUCACGACCUCAUGGCCAUCUGCGACGCCUCCGAGGCCUGCGUCUCCGCUCUGCUGGGUAACCAGGUGAGGACAGGAGGGAAGGAGGAAGCAGGAAUUAGGAAGGGUAAUGAUCAGACUAGAUCAUUUAUAGUGGUCUGGUGAAGAACUGAAAAGGAGAAAGAAUGGAUGCAUGGUGAAGGUGGAAUAGUUGACAGUGUGUAUGUCUUGUCCACAGCUGGAUCCUCUCCCUCAGGCGCUUCUGGAGCAGAGGCCCAACCAGAAUGCUGUGUGCUCCAUAGAGAAGGUUAUAGAAACACACAGUAAGUACCAAGAACAGUUUCCUGUCUGAGAUUGAAGAGGCAGGAAAUUCUCCCUCAAUUUAGCUUACUCCUGUUUUAAAGGUUGAGUAAGUUAGAUUUUUUUGUCUGCAAAUGUACCCACAUUUCAUUAGAUGUACUGUAAAUGGUUUAUGAUUAAUGAAUUCCAUAAUUUAAUUAUUUUGUUAGAUACUUCUCCUUAUUAGCUGAAAUCGUAUUUUUUCAAAGCCAUUUUAGCUAUUGCGCUAGCUGUUCAGGCCAAACCAAGCAUUGGAUCAUGGGAAUUUGUUGCGCUAUGCAGACGUUAUCUCUUUUCUGAGGCACAUGUUGCUAGGCAACCCCCCUGGACUUGGCCGGGCAGGCCUGCCCCUUCCUGGGCCUCGGCUAUAGCCAAUGUGAGAAACGUUUGUGCAAUGAAACUAAAUAAAUACUACACUCUGACCCACAAAACGUAUUUGCUAGAUUCAUGAUAGUGUUGUUGGACAAAGCAAGGAAAGUGAACUUCAAAACGAGAUGUAGUUUUAUUGGGAUUUGCAGCUGUUGUUGGUAGGUAAUGAAUCUGCUAGCUUCUGAAAUAACUUACUAAUCCUUUAACAUUGUUCUCUCUCUAUCCUCCCUCUCUCUUUCUCUCUCGCUCUCCCUCUCCUCUCCAUCUCUCUCUCUCUCUCCCUUUCUCUCCAGGUAAGUACUGGCGCUCCAUGCAGCGUGGCUCCCCCAAGCUGGGUCUGUCUGUGCUGGAGGCUCAGAGAGGAGACUCCGAGGAGGCUGAGACCGUCAGCGCCAUGGCCUCUCUCUCCGUUGCCAACAAACAGAGGUAGGUCAUCAUAGGUACUACCAACCAGUUCUGCCACCUUCCAGUAUGGAGAUCCACCUGUUUUACUGACGUACCUUCCUCUCUUCUUGUUCCCCUUCAGCAGGUCAGAGGAGGAACCCAUGGAGGAGGAAGCGCCAUUGUAGGGGAGGGAAGCGUAAGGGCGUCGCACCGUGACUGUCGGCCUCUGCUGCAGCUCGGAAGACUUCCUUCUGGAGAGUCUCGACUGUCCCUUUUCAUUUAG
Coregonus sp. 'balchen' is the source of this 24715-nucleotide messenger RNA. The record is from the annotation of a GenBank genome assembly. Lineage: Eukaryota; Metazoa; Chordata; Actinopteri; Salmoniformes; Salmonidae.